GAGAGGGGGAGAAGUAAAAAGAAAGCGGGGAGAGCGGAAGGAGCGUGGGGAGAGCGCGCAAAGUGAAGGGAGAGUAAAGCGAGAGCGCCAGGAGAGUAAAAGGAGAGGCAGGGGAGAGUGUCAGGGUGAGGCCGUACACGUGAGUCACAGGCGGCGUAAUUCACACGCGACAACAUCAACAACAACAUCAUCAACAACAUCAACAACAUCAACAUCAUCAACAACAACAUCAUCAACAACAACAUCAACGACAACAUCGGCAUUGAGGGGAGUCCCUGCCGCCGCCGCGAUGGCCCUGACGAGGUAGACGAGGAGGAGGAGGAUCUGGAGCAGCAGCAGGAGGAGGAGGAGACGCGGUCAUGGGGGAGAGCUCCUCGUCCGAUGGAGACUCGGUCACUGUGGAGCUGCAGCUGCGCACCGCCAACCUCACUGGGUACGCGGAGCGCGUGGGAAUGGAGAACUUUGAACUCUUGAAAGUGCUCGGCACCGGCGCCUACGGGAAGGUGUUCCUGGUGCGCAAGGUGAGCGGGCACGACGCGGGGAAGCUGUACGCCAUGAAGGUGCUCAAAAAGGCCACCAUCGUGCAGAAGGCCAAGACGGCCGAACACACGCGCACCGAGCGGCAGGUGCUGGAGCACAUCCGCCAGUCGCCCUUCCUCGUCACGCUGCACUACGCCUUCCAGACGGACACCAAGCUGCACCUGAUCCUGGACUACGUGAACGGUGGGGAGAUGUUCACCCACCUGUAUCAGCGGGAGCACUUCACCGAGGACGAGGUUCGCGUCUACAUCGGCGAGAUCGUGCUGGCGCUGGAGCACCUGCACAAGCUGGGAAUCAUUUACCGGGACAUCAAGCUGGAGAAUAUCCUCCUGGACUGCGAAGGCCACAUCGUGCUCACGGACUUUGGGCUCAGCAAAGAGUUUGUAAUAGAGGAGAACGAGCGGGCCUAUUCCUUCUGCGGGACGAUAGAAUACAUGGCACCGGAGAUCGUGAAGGGAGGGAAUGCGGGGCACAAUAAGGCUGUGGACUGGUGGAGCCUGGGUGUGCUCAUGUACGAGUUUCUGACGGGCGCCUCCCCAUUCACGGUCGAGGGAGAAAAGAACAACCAGUCGGAGAUCUCCAAGAGGAUUCUCCGGAGCGACCCGCCCUUCCCGGGUGACAUUCGCAACCCGGUGCGUGACCUCAUCCAGAAGCUCCUGGUCAAGGACCCCAAGAGGCGUCUGGGCUCCGGCCCCGCCGGGGCGGACGAGAUCAAGAACCACGCCUUCUUCAAGUCUCUCAGCUGGGACGAUCUUGCGGCUAAGAAGGUGGAGGCUCCGUUCAAGCCGGUGAUCCGCGACGAGCUCGACGUCAGCAACUUUGCGGAGGAGUUCACGGACAUGGACCCCACGUACUCCCCCGCGGCGCUGCCCCACAACUCGGACCGGAUCUUCAAGGGCUACUCGUUCGUGGCUCCGUCGAUCCUGUUCAAGCGGAACGCCGUCACCACCGAUCCCCUGGAGCUGCAGUCGGGCUCCGAGAGGCCGGCCACCACCGCGGUGGCUCGCAGCGCCAUGAUGAAGGAUUCGCCGUUCUUCCAGCACUACGAGAUGGACAUGAAGGAGCCGCCCCUCGGGGAGGGCAGCUUCUCCAUCUGCCGGCGCUGCAAGCACAAGAAGACGGGCCAGGAGCACGCCGUCAAGAUCGUGAGCAAACGCAUGGAGGCCAACACGCAGAGGGAGAUCGCUGCCCUCAAGCUGUGCCACGCGCACCCCAACAUCGUCAACAUCAUCGACGUGUACCACGACACGCUGCACACGUAUCUGGUGAUGGAGCUGCUCAAAGGCGGGGAGCUGCUGGAGAGGAUCAAGAAGCGGUCGCACUUCAGCGAGACGGAAGCGAGCCGCAUCAUGCGCAAGCUCGUGUCCGCCACCUCCUUCAUGCACGACACCGGGGUCGUGCACCGCGACCUCAAGCCCGAGAACCUGCUGUUUGCGGACGAUACGGAGGGCGCCGCCAUCAAGGUCAUCGACUUUGGGUUCGCGCGGCUCAAGCCGCAGGACAACGCGCCGCUCAAGACGCCGUGCUUCACGCUGCAGUACGCCGCACCAGAGCUGCUGCAGCAAGCGGGAUACGACGAGUCGUGCGACGUGUGGAGCCUCGGCGUCAUACUCUACACCAUGCUGUCUGGGCAGGUGCCCUUCCAGAGCCACGGGCAGCCCAUGACCUGCAGCUCGGCCACCGACAUCAUGAGGAAGAUCAAAGAGGGAGACUUCUCCUUCGAGGGGGAAGCCUGGCAGAAUGUGUCGCAGGCCGCCAAGGAUCUCAUACAGGGGCUCCUCACGGUCGACCCCAGCAAGCGCGUGAAGAUGAGCGGCCUGCGCUACAACGAGUGGCUACAGGAUGGGAGCCAGCUCUCCUCCAACCCGCUGCUCACACCCGACGUCCUCGUCUCCUCCGGCUCCUCCGUCAACACCUACUUCAAAGCCACGUUCCACGCCUUCAACCAGUGCAAGCGCGAGGGCUUCUGCCUGCAGAAGGUGGACAAUGCUCCGCUGGCAAAGCGGCGCAAGAUGAAGAAGAGGAGCACAAGCACGGAGACGAGGAGCAGCUCCAGCGAGAGCUCCACCUCCUCCUCCUCGCAGCCCCACGGCGAGUCUCCUGCUCGCCACGAUCAUCAUCAUCAUCUUCGUCACCCACCUCUUCCCCGUUUCACCUCCUCCUUCUCCCAGCCUCACGCCACGCCGAAGGUGGUGAAGUUCAAGGACAAGUCUUAAAGGGCCCGUCGAAAAGAAAGAACGCCGAACAUUUGACUCCCGCUCGGCGAGCGGCGGGGGGGGAGCCUGCGGGCCCCCCCGCCGCGGAGGGACGCGAGCGAAGCGCGGAGUCGGCGAAGCGUGGAACUCUCCUCCCCCUCCUACGCCCCUCCCCCCAGCACUUUACACGCCCCACGGCCAUCAGGAUCCCCGUGCUGUCCACACAGACGGCCCCUGGGCAGCGUGGGCAGGUGGAGCGCAGCGCGCAGCCUGCGUCCCGCCGCCCCCGCUGUGCUGCCCACGCCUCUGUGCGAAGAGCCGCUGCUGCGAGCCGGUGCUGUUGACUGCCGCCGGUGGUGUUGACGACCACCGCCGGUGGCUUUGACUACCGCCGGUGGCUUUGACUACCGCCGGUGUGAGUGAGAGUGACCGGCGGUGUGAAGUGCCGGCGUGCGAGUCGCCCCACCGGGUGUCAACGCCGACGAGUGCGAAGCGCGGGGUCCGUUCGUGGCGCCGCCCGUCUCCCGGCGGCGCGCACCGCGAGGACUGGGCCGCCCACGUUCCGCGCCCGGGCGCUCUACGUCGAACCGCGGCUGGAGGACUUCAUCCUGGUUCCGAUCUCUCGAUGCUUCCACGGAGGGGUCCGGUGGCCCCCGACGGCGACGACGUACGCCGCUCCGUAGCUCCCGGUGGCCCCGGUUGGCGCUUUGCUGCAAACGGGGUGAGGCCGACGACGUGUACCCUGGCGCUGACACGCGGGGGCGGGGAGGUAACGACUUCGGCUUUUAAGAUGCGAAGAAUGACCUCGGCCGUUGUUUUUUGAAUGUUCCACAAAAAUGAUACGAAAAGAGGUUGCUGUGCAGAGCUGUAUUUUUCUAAGGGUAUUUAAUUUGUUUUACAGAACGAAAUAUUUUGAGCGUUACAGAAGCUCCCCUCCCCCCGUGACUGCUGACAUGCGAAGCAUUACCUUGUUUUUAGAAACCUAUUAAUUUAAUCGCUUUGGAGAGCUCUGGUUAAAAGUCGCGGGUUGGUAUUUACCGGCGCGUUUCGUAUUUUAUAUUCCGAUGCGCGACUUUCACCGUCGGCGUUCGCGCAUCGGUCGUUGAUGUCGCACACGAGGUUACGAGACGGUCGACCGUGGCAUGGCACCCCGAGCGCUGUUCACCACGACGGGAGUUGAGAAGUCGUGCGCUCGCCACGCUUGGUGACGUCGAUUCUGAGAGAACCGGGGCCGACUCGCGCUCUCCCGUUCGCUCGCUCGACUCAUCGACUUGCUCGCUCGCUCGCUAAUUGACUUGUUCACUAACUCGCUCAAUCUCGCGCUCACUCGUCGAUUCACUCGCCUGGCGUCUCGCUCACUGGUUAAACUAAAGCACCGAGGCGCAUCUCGCCACGGGCCGAGUGCAUCAGCCAAGAGCUGGUCAUCGGACAGGAGAUUACAAAAUCCCUCAUGUCUGGGAUCAUCACCUGGGGGGGAGGGCUCGUUACCUGGAAGCUCACGGGCCACAUCUGGCACAAGAAGGCCGUUCGGAGCGGCUUCUACGAGAUAAGGUGCGGCGAGAGAGAUGAGCAUGAGAUGGAGAGAGAGAGCCGCAGACAAGAUGAAAGAUGAGUGAAAUCAAAGUGGCAUAGACGGACGAGAGGUGCGGGACGAGAUGGCGGUCUGGCGAGGUGAAACGCGCGAGAGAGCUGCCAGACGGAGAGGCAAGAGAUCAGCGGUCGCGUCCGUAACCGUCACAACUUGGCGGCAACUUGGCGGCAUUUUCGCACGCGACGCCGUGGCACGACCGCGGCCUGCCCAGCACACGCUCGGUUCGUGGGGGGUGCGGACCCGCCGGACAAUUUUGAUGGAUUAAGCCCCCUGACCUAUAGCGUUACGGUACAAACUGGUCCAUGGCCAGUCUAAUAACUGUGGGUGGGCGUGCAUGUCGCACUAGGGGGUGGUGGUGGUGAAUAAUGCCGAGGGCUAGCCGGUCAUCUGGCUGUGAUGCAGCGAAAGAAGCGGGUGGCUCCCACUCGGAAUACUCGGGGAGUAGAGUUCGGAGUGUGGCACAGUCUCCGCCAAAGGUUUGAUCUUGUUUGGAAUUUUUUUUACGAAUGUGGGGGUGUCUCCUCGUUGUAAAUUUUUUUUUAUAUUCCUUCCCAUGUGGUGAACACUCAAGGUUUAUUGGCAAAGCUUCUGGUACUUGCUUAAAGCGCGCGAAGGCGCUCACAUCGGUGGCAGUAAAUCACAUACGUCAACUUUCGUUGAGCAACCUUUGCCGAGGCCCCCUAAGGAACGCACAAAUCUUGCUCACGGGCCACCCGUUUUUACACCCUACCAGAGCAUGGGCAAAAAGUGCGCAAGUUUUUUUUUUAGGUCGCACGUUCAGAUUGGUGCUUUCCGGGUGGCCGUGCUUAAAAACAGGCGGCCAAACAUAGCCGCCUUGCACCAUUACCCAAACGCCACGGAUCUCACGGGCGCAGCGUGCGGCUGUGAGCAUCGUCGGGAAACUGGGGACAGCUGGGAAGUUUCGCAACGAAAAACGUGGGUUCUUGUAUCCUGCGCGUGGAACAACAACGGCAUCGUCAUCUCGCAUGUAACCGCCGUUAAGAGUCGGCGCUGACCCAACACCCCCCUCCCCCCCCCCCCCCCGUGUUGGUUUCUUUGCACGCGCCACGACACUGUUCCUCUUGAGGACGUUGCCUCUGCGGGGACCGGCAGAGACUCCGCGGCCCCGCACACAAGUGGGGGGUGGGGGUAGUGCCCAGUGCCAAGGCUCCACCUCUGAUUAGCACGGUUGGCUAUGUACGGUGUGAAAGAAGUUCAAGUUCAGUGUACAUACGUACGUACAAUCAAUGUGAUGACCGUACACUUCAGUUCUAAUCGUUGCACUGACACUUUACACCACUGCCCCUCCGCCUCCUGUUUGCCCUGCUUUUUUGAGUCGGGGCCUUCUGGCAAAAGCGAUCUGCUCAUCCGCCGCAGCCUUUACGCAUGCACACACGGUCAGUUAAAAGCCCUGCUGCAGGCUUGCAUACACCUGGCACACUGCAAUAGGAGCAGCUGACUUGUCUUUCCGGAGACGUUUUCCACAGAGCCGCAAAUGUAAACUCGCCGACCGGCCGCCGAUUAAAGGCGCGAGGUGUCCGGGUCCGCUCCUAAUCCACAGCGUGCUUUUCCCCGGGUCGGGCUGCGUGUUGAGCUUUUACCCCUCAACUUUUUUGUUUUUGUGCCACGCACGACUCAACCGUGGGCACCUUCACGUAAUUCGAGCCCUUGUGGGUGCCCCGUCGUAGCCCGCAAUCGGCGGCGCGUGGCAAAAGCUCGAGGGAAGAAGUUGAAUAGGCGCGGACCGACCCUGAACGCCGCACGUGGAUCAGCUGGCCGCGUUUAGGUGUCGUGAAGGCUUUUUUUUUUCUAAACAAGGCCACGGGACUCUCCCUCUUUCACCCACCGCCUCUGCGUGGCUAACCGGAGCACCCGAGUCCUUUCGGUUGAGGCUGAUCGAGCGCCGCUCCACGAGUUGGCGGUCGUGCCCGGUGCCUGGCGGGCACCGGCGUGGUAUGGUAGUGCACGCUUUUCAUGGCUUUACUUGAAACACGGGGCGGCACAGACGUCAGGAUUUUACCGGUGCACGACUCGAGCACUUGAACAAGGGCUUACGCUGUCGCUUGCCGCCUAGCUCCGUCGUAUCCUUGGGGUUUUUAUCGGUGGCGGCGGCGACAUCGCACGUUUAAAGCGAGGAUUUUCUUUUUUUAGCGCCUGUUCCUGGCGGGCAGUCCGAGUAAUACUGCUGAGCACUGUGCAUUGGCGACGCGCUUACAAGAGACUAUCACGUCACUGUGAUUAUUUGAAACAACCCUUUUAAAUCCAGUCUUGCCGUGCAGACGCCGGCACGCCCCUUCCACGCGUACGUUUGUGGCGAGUCGUGGGAGGCCUGGCGUUUUUCUGCAUUUUCUUGACGUUGGCAAUAUUCUUGGGGCAGACGGCCCGAUUUUACCGCGUCUAGUGAGGCGCGACCCGUGGCGUGACCCCUGCACGCGCGUCCCCGUAAAUCCGCGCGUUGGCGGACGGAGCGUUUCCUGCACAAAGCCGUGUGUUGUCGUGUACUUUUUAAAAGCCUUCUGAAGCUUGUUUUUUGGUAAGGCCGGUGGGGACGGGGGUGGGAUGUUGCCUGAGAGUCGGAAGAACGUCACGUAUCCCAGAAGACCCCUUCGAGGCGUUGAGCUCGCACUGUGCCCGUGCCAGGUUUAUUUAUUGAAAUGCAACGAAGCCUCCGAAAAGGGGAAGGGGUCGACCGACGUCUCCGGGCUCCCUGCCGCCGCCUCCUCCUGCUCGGCCCAGCCGACUCUCCGCUCUGUCGAACCGCGGGUUGGAUGAGGACAGCGAGAGAUCGAAAAUAUGCAUCGUGCGCAAGAGAGAGUUUUGUUUUUUUAAUGAACGCGUUCGAACAGACUGCCCGACGAGGCUUCCUCGCGAUUGGUGCCGUCGACGCGCGAACGGUGGGGGGUGGGGGGGGUGGGAGAUCCACGCACAAGCACGACCGUCGUCCCUCGUGUCGGUUUUUACGACCGUUUGUCGUCGAACAAUAUGAAUUGGCAAUCCUGUGACGGUUGUUUGCCCGCGGAAAAGGAACGAUCUUUAAAUGUUUCGUAAUGGCAUGCGCACCCAGUGGGGAUUUUGUCCGAGGAUGAGCGGCGUUUGUUGGGUCGGCAUUGUUAAGUUAUUGUAUGGGCUGCUGUGUACUAAAUGAGGGAUGCUGUAUGCGGAGUGUUGCACGUGGAGUUUUGAAGGUCAGCGGGACCGGUCGCAACUGCAAGUGAACCGUUGACCACUUCUCGUCCUUCCAUCUCGAAAGAUCUUCACACCGGAGGACGGAUAUCCACCAGCGUUUACCCGUGUUAAUGGCAGCUUUGGCGAGCCAAGCAAAUGUUUUUGUAGACUUUUCAAAUGGACUUUUUUUAUUUCCUGAAACAAAUAUUUCCGACUACUGUACCACCAGCAAUAGGGAUGGCUGCCGUGUGGAAUCGCCUGAAUCUCCGAUAGCAGUGGGUCGCUGCACCAAGCGCCAUGACGAUCCAUUGCGAUGAAUCUCGACGGGACUCCCGCAGUGAUGCACCAGAAAGCUUUGACCAACAAUAGCCACUGUAGACUUCAGACGUGAAGUACUAGCGCCAUCCAUUGGUGGACGUUUUUACCGUAUUUUAACAUUUGAAUUCAUAGGUAUUUUCUAUUAAAAAUCUACGAUCUGCCUGUGGAUCAUGAUCCUCUUACUGGCCACCGCCGAUCUAAAAGUGGCUCUCCGCUUUUUAAAACUUUACCGCAAUUUCUCUUUUUGCCGCUCUGUUCUGCUGUACGCGUCACCGAACCGGCGAUGCGUACGGGGCGGGGGGGGGGUUCGGGUUUAAGUAUCUCGCCGAAACCACGGCAGCGUCAAGACCACGCGGCAGCCGCCCCUUAUCUCGUUCCGAGACUCAAUCGCUCAAGAAACCGAGACAAUCAAAGUGGCCGCAGCAACGCGUCGACCUUCGCUUAAAUGUUGACUUGCUCUGGGUGACUUUGUGUGGAGCGCCAACUUCCUGUCCUCGUUGCUCUGUUGUGCACACACAACAGAGUAAUCACGGCUUUACACGUCCCACUUUGUGUAUUAAUUCCGGGGUCGCUGGUAAACUGGCACCUGGUGCUUGUAGCCAGAGCCAAAGUUAGAGAGGUGCUCCUGACCUAGAUGUGGUGUUGCCGGAGGUAGAAAUUAUUUUGGGCAGAAUUGGCUGACAACAAGGCUCGCGCACUGUAAAACAUCCGUAUGACCUGUGGCAUUCGUAAUCAGAAAAUGUAUUUAUACUGGAGGAAUCCGAUGAGCUAUAAAGCUAUUUUUCACAGAUGACCAGUAGGGGCGGCUAAGAACGUCACAACAACAAAACAAAAACAUGAUCAUAGUGCAAUGUACAAGAAAGGUAAACAAAAUCGCCCAAAAAAACAAAUAAAACUAAACCAUUCCCAUCCUACUAGGCAAUGCCCACCGAGGUAUUCACUCGUUUGUUAGAAGCGACCUGGCCACAAAUGAUAGCUCAACAAUGUGGCCCAUCAUUUGGACAUUUAUAGCAGCAAAAUUAAUCUAAAUAAUUCGUGUGUUUCUUAAUGUGGAGUGUCCAAGGCGAGCUGGUAAUGAAGGUGGACAUUGUGCAUCAUCUCCGCCCAGCCUCUCGCGCAGUGGGGCUCUUCCUCAAAUCCUAACUUCAAACCUAAUGAAGUAUAUAUCCUUACGCUCACAUCAACUGAUAUUUAAAGUGCUAUUUUAAUUGGUCUUUAUACAAACGGUCCACAAGUUAGUCUACGUUUAAAGUUGGUAUCGCGAGAGGUGUCUCACCGGCUUUUGGAGGCCUUCAUCCAGCAGUGGGUGGCAGGGUGGUGGCAGCAGCAGUGAUGACACUUGAGCCUCCUCACAGUUCGAAGCGCCUGGGUUCGAUUCCCGCAUUGGGGAGAAUUCCUGUGUGGAGUUUGUGGUUCUCCCCCUGUUCUGCAUGGGUUUUCUCCUGGUCUUCUUGUUCACCCCCCCCCCCCCACCAUCAUAGCUAAAACACAUGAUCAGUAUAACGGGUAUUGGCCAAGCAUCCCCAAUGCUGAGAAAUUACCGGCAAAUUACUUGGUUGGGACUCCACAAAGCAACGUCACCCACGACCUAUUGAAAAUUUGUCAGGACCCUCCUGAAAAGAAGAGUCUUGAGACUCACCGGGUGAGUCUCUCCCGGGUAAGCGAGGGCACUAAUCGGUGGAUUGACGUUGGAGGACGACGGUGACGAUGGCGGUGGGAGAGUUGGCGCUCUCACGAAUGGCCCUCCUGGUGUCGCCAUGCUGCAAGGGGGCAGUUGGGGAUGCCCCUCGAGCUGGUCUAGACAUUUGAAAAUUGCGUGAAUUCAUCUCGAAGCUUAAGACCAACUCGCUUAUUGUAUCGAGGCGCGUUUUACUUCCGCGUGUGGUUAUGGAGUUUGGCUCUCUCGGCGUGCAUGCGUGCGUGUGUGUACAUAGGGUGCCAUCGCUGUACGGAGAAAUGUCUCUGCCGAGUGUGCGAACGAGGGUUUUAAUGACUUUUGAGAGAGGCGGCUGCCGAAUUGUGUCGUACAAUCCUGGAUUUGACUUUGUGGCUGGGUUCGCAGCAGAGUUAUUUUAAAGUUGACAAUGUCACCUGUGACUGUCCGGUAGUAACUGCCCACCGCUGAAAACUUGAAGGCUUCCAUAACCGAGGUUUUUUUUUGGUUCAGAUCAUGUUAACAUAAAUGUGUCGUUAGGCCUACCACUAUGCGACACAGCUAAUUCUUGAGGGUUUGUCACGGAAACAAAAACGUGCCAAUUCGUUACUAGGUCAGCACACCGGUGGUGUGUUGGAGAAUGAACCCACAACAUUUACAAUUCGAGUGCUGUGACGUUUCACCGGUAAUUACAACAACAACCAGCGUUAAAUAUUAACGCGAUCUAACCCAAAUAACCCGUGUUAUGGAGGCUGCUUGUUGUUGUAAUUACUGGUGAAACGUCACGGUACUGUAAUUGUUUCUGGGUUCGAGAUCGCGUAAAUAUUUACACGAUGAAACCGAAAAAACUGUAUUAUGGAUAUUGGUCGCGAAAGCCUAGGAAACAACAACCAGCCUCAUCAGGCGACAGCCACAGAGUCGUGGAGAAAUCCUCCUCCUGUCGCUUGCACCGUUAACGUCUCGGCAACUGUUAGAAAGGCAACGGCGUAAUCUUACCCGGAUCGACUGGGUGCGGACGCGCGCCGGUGUGCAGAGAGGUGAUCUUGACCGUUUGACGUCUACUGCCCACAGCGCACGCCGGCCGUCGAGUCCGUUGAGGUUUUCCCGGCGGGGGGCGUUGCGAUGUUCGAGUCGAGUCUCUUGCGUCUGUAAAGACGACCGCAGUGGCCACACGCACAGCAGCUGGGCUCGGUCGCCCGGUGCUUGCGAUGUCCAAGGUGAGCUUCGGUCUACUUUUUGGGGGUCAGAUUUACGGCAAAGCAGGCGUUCAAAUGCGUGUGAAACUUGACCUCAAAAAUGUGCACGAGUAACCUUGUGUUUUGUAACCUUGUAUCUGCUACAAGUUACCAUUCAACAGUUAGACCAGUUGGUAUCCACAACGCUCACACAGAUACCGCUUGUUGCACUUACAGCCCCUGCUGUAAAACCCACUGCUGGAUGAGGGGGGGGUGGGGCUUGUUGUGACGAGGGUUAUUCCAGUGACUCUUCAUCACGCUGGGCGGUCCGGGUUGGUGAAGGUGACGGAACGUACAAGUGCAGUACAACAGCAAAUGUUGCCCCGCUGUGGCGCAUGUCAACCAACUUCAUAAAAACCCUUCGCGCCCAAGCUUCCGUAUGUCUCGACAAUCUAUCCGUGGUUUCCCCGCGGUUCUCGAUGGACGCCACGGUGGUGAUGUUAACGGCCUCGCCUGGUAUGCAGGAGGUCGUGGGUUCGAUCCCGAUCCUGGCGUUGCCUGCUGGAUAUUUGGAGUUUGCGUGCACUCCCCGUGGUCGCGUGGAUAUUUCUCCGGGUCCUCCGGUUUUUCCUUCCACAUUUAGAAACGUGCGUUUAGAGUAGUUGGCUGCUGAUAUACAUUUUCCACAUGAUAAGCCACUUUGAGGGGUUAUUCGUCGCCGGGGUCACUUCUGAAAAAAGAACUACAUAGCUCAGCGGGGCCUUACCUAAUAAAAAAAACCUACUUAGUCCCACUUGAGACCAUUGGGAGCUCGAUACUCGAUUGUUGACUCGAGUUCAGUGCGCCACACGCCGCAUGCUGACACUCACUCGAUCUGUGUCCACGUUGUGACGGUGCUCCAAGCGAUGCUGCAGCAACUGUCAAGCGUGCAACAACAUUUAGUCCCGUGGGCAGAGCAAGCGUCGCCCAGCACUUUAGGCCGCAAAGCAUUCGCCAUAUAAAACUAUUAAACUUGUUGUUUAUUUUAUCAGGUAAGGCCCACUGAGCUGCAUAGCUCUUUUUCAGAAGUGACCUGGCUCUCACAAAUGAUAGCUCAACGAAGUGGCUUCUCAUCAUCACGUGGCAAUGUAUAGCAGCCGAAUACUCGAAACGCAGGUUUUUCAAUGUGGAGAGAAAAACCGGAGGACCCAGAAGUAAAAUCCACACGACCACGGGGAGAAACAUGUGAACUCCAAAUAUACAGCAGGCAUCAGGGUCGAACCCACAACCUCCUGUAUAGGCGAGGUAGUUCAAGAGGUAGUUAACAUCUCACCACCGUGACACCUGCAAAAUUGGUACGGGCUUAGCUCGAUAUGAACGUUGGCCUUGCGUUCUGAAAAGUCUCAUUACAUAACCUAAGAUGCCCAUGUUCCUAACAAAUUGUUUUCUGACGCAAAAACACACAAAUAUAAACGCUUGUCAACUCGGCUAAGAUAUUUCUCCCUCAUAAAUGUGUGGGAAUAAUAAAUAACGAGACGUGUGAUUAACGAAAAAAAAACACUGCGCACCGCAAUUUACUAACCAGGAACGGCGGCGGUGCAAGUCGCGUGACGUGAAGCUGCGGUGGCGAGGGCCGGAGGGGGGUGACUGGGGUGGGUUGAGAGGGUCAGGAGGAGCCCUCUGCCUCCUGACCCUGUUGGUCAUCAAACGUAACAACGAAACAAACGGGGACGUAAAGAGAACAACAACAAUGUCCAUGUGUUAAGUGGAAUACUGUACUUUGAUAGCACCCCACUCAAUCCUAAUUAGAAAUUUUCGGUAAAGUCACGUAGGUAUAAAAUCAAUCGCGACGUUUUGAUUGCAACGAUUGCAAUCGAACGUCGUGAUUUAAUUUCUUUUAUUUUAUACCUACGUGACUUUACCGAAAGAACCAAAGAGUAACACCCCACUCAUUCUAAACGGGUUGCCACGUGAUUCACUGUUGGCCACAUAGGGAAAUUGGAACCACCUCAGGUUGAACUCGCUCGUCUGGGCUCGUGAACGACCAAUUGCAAAAGUCCCAAUAUCCCUGCCACCCUCUCAGUCCAGAGUGAAUCGUGAGGCGCGUGAUUGAAGGGAGGUUUUAUUUCUUUACAUUAACAAGCUUGCCUUGUAACUCGGGAGUUAACAUCUUGGCGAGAAAAGCACACCGGAAGGUUAAACAAUGCACCGUUGUCUUUGAAAGCAAGUUGUACAAAAGGUCUGUCCAACUGCGGGAUGAAGGCCCUGCCCUUCACUGUAAGUCGCGAGGGAUUCUUUGACCAUUACUGGACUCCACUGAUGGCCAGAGUGCAUGUGAAGCGGAGGCUCCGGAGGUUGUGCGCAGUGAUUUGUACGAACCUAGCAAACCCGAGCUUUAGAUUCACGGUCAGUGUCGGCGGCGGCGGCGGCGAGGUGAUGUUUGGACUGGCCCUGGGCGUCCACCCAGUGAAGCCACGGGGAGGCCCUUCAUCCAGCAGUGGACUGACGAAGGGCUGUACACAACAACAAGGCAUUUUAUUCGUGUUGAAUGUCAAAAUGUAAUACUGUACACAUCGAAGCAUGUUGAAAUCUGUGCUGCAUUUUAAUAGAAUCGGCAUUGCGUAUGAUUUUAUCCUCGUAUUUUAGUUGUCUCGGUUUUAAAAUGGCACGAGUAUAUCUGUAUUAUAGUCCGGCCAUCGUUCACCCCCCCCCCUCCUCGAGUUGCAUUGCUCUCACAGUUACGCGUGCGCGCACCCGCUUCUGUGACCAACACCGACGAUUGUUACCCGCCGAGUUUUUCAAAGCAUUAAAUAAAACGUUAACGUAC
This is a messenger RNA of Lethenteron reissneri (Far Eastern brook lamprey), 13444 nucleotides long. RefSeq names its product ribosomal protein S6 kinase alpha-5-like. The record is from RefSeq and is a predicted model, not a curated record. Gene Ontology annotation, biological process: protein phosphorylation; intracellular signal transduction. NCBI's taxonomy places the organism in Eukaryota, Metazoa, Chordata, Hyperoartia, Petromyzontiformes, Petromyzontidae. Gene Ontology annotation, molecular function: magnesium ion binding; protein serine/threonine kinase activity; ATP binding.